This is a messenger RNA of Purpureocillium takamizusanense, 2560 nucleotides long. RefSeq names its product RNA polymerase II mediator complex subunit (gene SRB4). The record is from RefSeq and is a predicted model, not a curated record. Gene Ontology annotation, cellular component: core mediator complex; mediator complex. NCBI's taxonomy places the organism in Eukaryota, Fungi, Ascomycota, Sordariomycetes, Hypocreales, Ophiocordycipitaceae. Bases 411 to 2309 code for a protein of 632 amino acids. Gene Ontology annotation, biological process: regulation of transcription by RNA polymerase II. The transcript has 3 exons. Gene Ontology annotation, molecular function: transcription coregulator activity.
CAUCUACUACCUCUGUAGUUAUUUCUGUUCUUUUCCUGCCUUUUAGGUACUUUGUACUUCCUGAGGCGGCUGGUUGCAGCAUAUUCAUAUUGUACUAAUUUCACGCAGAGCCGCAACCCAACUUCCCACCGCCUGCCUAAAGUGAUCAGCACCAGCCACGGACACCCACCACCAGCCACUACCAUGCCCCCCACCGCCCAGCCAGCCCAGCCGAGCUCCAUCGUCCAUGUUCUGCCGCUGGCGUUCAUGCAUCCGACCACGGUCCAUCCGUCUGCGGCAGGCCUUCCUUCGUUGCACAUGGAGUAGGUAGCUUGGCCCGGCGUCUCACAACACGCGUCCUUCAGACUUCUCUCUCUAUUCACGGCCUCCGGAAUAAGCAUUGAAGCCCUCUCCCGCCGCUGUGCACGGCCAUGGCAACCAAAGAUGGCCCGCCGCCGCUCUCGCUGCGGCCGUUCCCCGUGGCCGACCGGCAACCCAGCAACCUCGCCGACUUCAUCGCUCGCGUCAACGCCCGUCCGGGCGGCUUUCGCAGUCUGACAGAAGCCAAGCUGCGCGAGCAGAUCAAGGUUGAGGAGAACCCUGAUCAUGACGCGGAACAAGAGGACGUCGACAUGUCGGACGUCGCUGAUGAUGAGGAUGCCCCCGCCAGCAGGGAUCCCAACAUUGCCCGCAUGGAAGUUCUCAAGAACAUUGACUUAGCAAGCAACACGGCCAUGCUCACCCUCGACUCCCUCUCACUCCUUCUCUCGAAACAGAACCCGACACAGGCCGGUUUGACCCUUUCGCAGCAGCUUCGCGACAUGGUGGGCAUUGGUACUCUCGGCGCCGACAAGCUGGAUGAACCAAGCGCCAACGAUGCCCAAACAAAAGCUCAUGAGGAGGUUGCCGUUGGCUGGACCCUGAUGGAGAUCAACAAGGCCAGGAAUGCCGCCGAGGCCGCGAGCCUCUUUCUGGAGCGCGAGGUGGACACUGAAAGUAGAUAUUGGGAGGAGGUCAUGUCGGUCAAAAAGGCUGGCUGGUCCAUGUGUCGAGUGCCGCAGGAGCGACAUACACUGGGCGUCCGCUUCGGUUUCUCAGAAGCUGCGGCCGAGUUCAAGAACAACGGUUUAGCGCCCAUGCGAAGAAGUGAAGACGGUUCCAUCGAGCUUGACCUUGGCCGUCUUGGCGGCGUGUCAGAGGGCUUGGUCGUCACAUACGAAAAGGACGACAAAAUCGUCGGCCGAUCGGUCCCCUGGCGGCGAUCCCCAGACGACCCUUUACUUGAGUCCCGCGUGCUCGAAUCACGCAACACCAUCUUCUCGCAGGAGCUCUGGCAUGAGCUGACUCGUGAAGCCCGCACCCUCGCCGCUUACGAUGUUCGCCUGCAAGGGUCGCGCUUGACAUGUAAAGUUGACGAGUCAUCUAAGAUCACUAUCGAGCUAUUACCCCUCGAGGCUUGCCCGUCACCAGACGAUUCGUUAGCUGAGAAUGGGACGACAGAGAUGACUCUACUGUCAUUGCAUAUCCUUCUAAGCUACGCCCACCGUUACAACGAACUCAUGAGGACACGUCCAAUCCCCCCUCAUGUCUCGCGCGCCCGUGGGCAGCAAACCUACGCUCUUCUUCGACCCAUAAUUGCGCGCUUGAAAUCCAAUAUUAGCAUCAGGGCUUGCACAGAAUACGUCGGAGACCUUGUCGGAGCCCUUCAAAAGGCUGGCUUGCCGUCGUCGUUUACACUCCGCACGCCUCAGCUCUCCAUGAUUGAGUCUGGUGCCAGCGGCCCGAACCAGCAGUCUGGCGCUCAGACCCUCGUCCGCAAUAUGCUCCAGCCGCUCGAAUUUACCGUCAAGGUUGUCAUUCUCGACGACAUGUCGUUCACCAUCCGCGGGCGGACUCUUCUCUUCCCCUUUACAGCUACAUACUACCAUGUCCUUCUGCCGCCUUCGUCGCCGUUGCAGUCAAUGGCCGCUCCCUUCGCAGACGGAUACUCGGAGCUUCGCACGCUCUCCGAAUACGUCCAAACAGCUGUUGCGCGCACUCUCGCGAUGCAUAACAUUUCUAGGCUCUCCGCGUCGUCGACCAACUGUGAGUGGGCGCUGGAUAUCGUCGGGACGGCCAUCCAAGACGCCGAGGCCAAUCGCUCCGCGCUGCACUUUGCUGUGCGUGACGUCGACUCUGGGUCCACCAUUGUCCUCACGAGUGUCCCCGCCGGCGAGUCUGGCAGCAACGGUGGUCAGAAGGCGUGGACGUGGGCCAAGAACGGGAGCGGUAGUGAAAGCAGGACGUUGGAGGCUGUGGUCGAUGACUUCUCCCGCACGGUCAACUUGUAGCACGAUGACCCUGGUCCUGGACUCGGUCUACUCUGGUCUUCGCAACUUGAGGGCCCUCAUUUUUGGUGACUGACAUGCCGGUGCCUACGAAGAUGCGAUCGUAUAAUGAGGGUGUCUUGGGCAUUUACUUUUGUCUCAAGCCAGGCUCAUGGCCCUACUGGGCGCUUGGUUUUAGCAGAGCUCACAUGUUUUGGCGAGUUGUGCAGCAGGAUAUACCCCUACGAUAGUAACGAAUAAACGGUGGUUAGAGC